AUGGAACUCCGAAAUGUUUCCAGACGGACUGAUGGUGUGCUUGCCAACCAAAGGUUAGAAAGUGGCGGUGUAUUGGAGGGCGAACUUCAGCAGGAUGCUAGAUUAACUAGACAAAGCAUUUGGUUAAGCCCAAGUUUGAUUGCAGAGUAUAUCCAGCUUCUUUUCAACUUUAUUAUAGGAAUUAUAGGUCUGUCUCUUGCUAUUAAAUUCAUUCUGAUGAUAAGAAAAGAUGUUAACUUAAAACUGGAGCAUGAAGUUAGAGAAGCGUUAGAUAAAAUUGCAACUUGUAAAUUAAAAUACUUUAAAAACCAGUGCGAACCUCAUAUGAGGGUCCCAGCAUUGGAAGUACGCUGUAAUGAAUGGUCAAAAUGCAUGAAUGAUGAAGUAAUGCCUGGUUCCGAUUAUCAGUGGGCUAAAGCAUGGGCUCGUACUCUGGCUGAGGUAAUAAAUGCUUUCUUUGAGGCGUUCAGUAUACGAUCCUUCCUUUUCAUUUUGAUUAGCGUCGUUGGUAUAAUAUUUGUGACUAAUACGAGCUUUGGAUCGUACAGAGUUUAUCUCAAUCAUAAAGAUACAAAACCGGUUCGCAAUGCAUAG
Molecule: messenger RNA, 594 nt
Organism: Saccharomyces paradoxus
Lineage: Eukaryota; Fungi; Ascomycota; Saccharomycetes; Saccharomycetales; Saccharomycetaceae
Gene: BRR6
Product: Brr6p
Exons: 1
Coding region: 1-594 (197 amino acids)
Biological process (GO): lipid homeostasis; nuclear envelope organization
Cellular component (GO): nuclear envelope; nuclear membrane
Source: RefSeq, a predicted model, not a curated record